Guyanagaster necrorhizus is the source of this 1248-nucleotide messenger RNA. RefSeq lists its product as uncharacterized. Lineage: Eukaryota; Fungi; Basidiomycota; Agaricomycetes; Agaricales; Physalacriaceae. The record is from RefSeq and is a predicted model, not a curated record. The coding region runs from base 1 to 1248 and encodes 415 amino acids. The transcript is spliced from 4 exons.
AUGGACGAAAAAGGGAUGGAAAAUCUUGCAGCCAAGGCCCAGGAGUUGACGACUCCUGGGCGUUGUUUGAGUAAAGAUGAUGUCCUCAGCAUUUACGACAUUCUUAGUUGCACGACCGUAGGAACCGUAUUGACGAUGAAAGAAAGAUUCAGCCUCGGUUCGGUCAUUGGAAUUCAACGGCAUAGCCCUAAUCCCCAAUACAUGCCGCGAAGGUUUUCGCAACUUCAAUUCCUCGCUUCAAUUCCUUUACGUCGACGUUCUUUGACAGAACAUCUAAAGCUGCCCAAUGACGGACUUGUAUUUUCGUGUUCAAUCGCAAAAAUUCAUCAGCAUUUACUAAUCAGACCAAUUUAUUCAACUUCCUCUCCAUGCGGCGAUGAGUCAGACACGAAGAUAUGCGAUUUCGCUCCAAUAGACCACUGCGUAUCAGCGGAGAUGAACGCCUCGUUCGCUCAGGCUGUUCAAAUUCCAAGGGCUCAUCGUCAUACUGGUAUGGACCAUAUCGGAGUCGACUGGUAUUCUGCGCUUUUAUUUGAAGUCCAUCCAGAUUCUUCCUCUUCCCAAUUACGUCUUCAUAUCAGCUCCGGAAACAUUUAUCUGGCUGUCAGACCCCCGCAUGAGAUUUCAACCCCAGGGCUUGAAGGCCAGGCCUGCAAGCCAGAGUUUGUGUGGUCGCUGACACCAGACUUUGGGGAGAUAAUAUCGACGGAAAAUACAAAGAAUAUAUUCAAGAUUAGGAUACGUGAAACGGCUGUGUAUGGUGCGUGUGUCCUGGAGAGGCGAGACUAUGGAUUUCUUCGCACUAUACAUGAAGCUUGUGGAUUCAAAAACAAGCAUGAUGGAAAGGAUAUAUCCUGCUUCUUCGAUUUUCCUCAAAUGACGAUGUACCCGUGCCAGCCAUAUAUAGGAUACCGACUCCAAGGAUGGCCUGCCUGUGACGCAUGUUGGGGCGUGCAUAUCCCAUUAGUUGAUAACUUUGGUAUUGAUUGGGCGACAACACCACCAUCUCCCUUAUCCUCACGACUUCCUUCUUCGUGUUCCAAUCAUUCUAUGUCAGUCCAAUGUACCUCAUCUAUCUCUGAACUGUCAACUCGUCCAUGGUGGAGUAUUUCCAGACUUAAUGUAUUCAUGGCGAUUUUAGGAUUACUGACCAUAUUCGUCGUCUCAAGAGACGGCAUUUUAGGUCAUGACGAAGCACAUUUUACUAUCAGAUACGGAGGGGAUGAUGGAGAAAGUAAUCCUCUUUAA